CUCCACAAAAAGGCCACCAGCGAUGGCCAUGUCACCUUCCUCACCAACCCACCAAGAAGCUCCGCUUCUGCGCUUCAUUUCCUUCCAUUUCUGUGCUGAAUUCUGAGUUACGCCUAUGGCUUCCACCGCCAGUCACUUCUCUCUUUCUCUCUCUACCAACCAAACGGCGAGCCCUGCAACCCCAAAACUCAGCACCAAAUCUUCUCACCUUCAUUGCUUUCAAAGUUCCCAAUUCCUAUCUCCGAGAUAUUCUAUCGAAUUGACCGGGAAAUGUGUUUCUGUGUCGACCGCGGUUCAAGGUAGGAGCCUAAAGGUGUGCGCCAAUUCGGCUCAAGUCAUGGAUCAGUUCACUACAAAGGCGGAGCAUGGAGUUCCCACGAUUGUUGAGGUCGAUUUGGGCAGUCGGAGCUAUCCGAUUUAUAUCGGUUCGGGGCUGCUUGAUAAACCUGAGCUUCUCCAGAGGCAUGUUCACGGAAAGAGGGUCCUUGUGGUCACUAAUAAUACCAUCGCACCGCUGUAUCUGGACAAAGUUGCUGAUGCUCUAACAAGAGGAAACCCAAAUAUUUCUGUUGAUAAUGUCAUUUUGCCAGAUGGUGAGCAGUACAAAGAUAUGGACACUCUAAUGAAAGUGUUUGACAAGGCCACUGAGUCACGGUUGGACCGGCGAUGUACAUUUGUAGCUCUUGGAGGUGGUGUGAUUGGUGACAUGUGUGGUUUUGCUGCUGCUGCUUUCCUGCGUGGUGUUAAUUUUAUUCAGAUUCCAACCACUGUUAUGGCUCAGGUUGAUUCUUCUGUUGGUGGCAAGACUGGGAUAAAUCAUCCACGUGGAAAGAACCUAAUUGGUGCUUUCUACCAACCUCAGUGUGUGCUUAUAGACACAGACACAUUAAAUACGUUACCAGACAGGGAACUGGCAUCAGGGUUUGCGGAGGUUAUAAAGUAUGGUCUUAUUAGGGAUGCACAAUUUUUUGAGUGGCAGGAAAAAAAUAUGCAGGCAUUGAUGGCAAGGGACCCAAGCGCACUGGCAUAUGCUAUCAAGCGAUCAUGCGAAAAUAAGGCUGAGGUUGUGUCCUUGGAUGAGAAGGAAAGUGGACUGAGGGCCACAUUGAACUUGGGCCAUACAUUUGGCCAUGCAAUAGAAACCUCAGUUGGCUAUGGACAUUGGCUUCAUGGAGAGGCUGUCGCAGCUGGCAUGGUAAUGGCUGUUGAUUUAUCACAUCGCCUUGGUUGGAUCGAUGAUUCUAUUGUGCAGCGAGUUCAUGCCAUUCUUGAGCAGGCAAACCUACCUACAGCCCCUCCUGAAAAUAUGACUGUGGAUAUGUUCAAGUCGGUAAUGGCGGUAGAUAAGAAGGUAGCUGAUGGGUUGCUAAGGCUUAUCCUUCUAAAGGGUUCUCUAGGCAAUUGUGUUUUUACUGGGGAUUACGACAGAAAAGCCCUUGACACUACGCUACACAAAUUCUGUAAAUCUUGAUCUUAUGCAUGGUUCUCUUUGUUCCAGCUUCAUGCAAUCAUAGAGCAAGUGUGCUUUUUCCAUAUGUAAUCCUGAUGUCAUUCGUGGUAUAUUGGAAAGGUCUUUCCCUACGCUGUAAAAUUAGAAAUAAAGGCAUGGUCAUGACUACUGUCUGAGUAGAUCAAAUUCUUUGUUGUUUCUUGGAGAGAUUUUGAUCACCUGAUUCUAUUUAUAGUUAUCAAGAAGCCUUAUCCAAUUUAUCAA
Messenger RNA from Neltuma alba, 1714 nucleotides. Its product is annotated as 3-dehydroquinate synthase, chloroplastic-like. NCBI's taxonomy places the organism in Eukaryota, Viridiplantae, Streptophyta, Magnoliopsida, Fabales, Fabaceae. The transcript is spliced from 8 exons. The record is from RefSeq and is a predicted model, not a curated record. Gene Ontology annotation, molecular function: 3-dehydroquinate synthase activity. The coding region runs from base 116 to 1471 and encodes 451 amino acids. Gene Ontology annotation, cellular component: cytoplasm. Gene Ontology annotation, biological process: aromatic amino acid biosynthetic process.